GUCCGCGAUCUCCCCUCUCUCUUCCUCUCCUCUCUCUCUCUCUCUCUCUCUGCUCGCCGAGUUCUCGAGAACGCCCCCAACCCUAACUUGCGAAUCCCUUGUAUGUGAUCGGCCCGCAUCCCUCGGAUCCCUUCCGGCCCUUGAUUCCUUGCACGGAUUUUGCCUCGCUGCCACGAGGGCGAUCGAUCGCCGGGAAUGGCGAGCAACGUGUCCGCCGUCUACAUCCAUGUCUUGGACGAUGUCAUCAGCAAGGUCCGCGACGAGUUCAUCAACUACGGCGUCGGGGAGGGCGUGCUGAACGAGCUCCAGGCGCUGUGGGAGAUGAAGAUGAGGCAGUGUGGCGCCAUCAGCGGCAACAUCGAGAGAUCGACCCUCCCGAAGAAUGCGGCCCCGAUCACCCCGGUCCAUGACCUGAACGUUCCUUAUGAGGGCCCGGCCGAGGAGUACGAGACCCCCACCGCGGAGAUGCUCUUUCCGCCUACUCCCUUGCAAACCCCAAUCCAGACUCCAUUGCCUGGAACUAAUGAUCCGCCGAUGUACAACAUACCCACAGGCCCCUCCGAUUAUGCUCCAUCUCCCAUAUCUGAUAUCAGAAGUAGCAUCGAUUUGAAAGCUGGAAGGCCUGGUUCAUAUAUGCAGCCACCUUCACCUUGGAUGAACCAACGACCUCUUGGAGUUGAUGUAAAUGUCGCUUAUGAUGAAGGGCGUGAAGAGCCUGAUAGAGGAUCUUCUCAUCAGCCUGAUAGAGGAUCUUCUCAUCAACACACGACUCAGGACUUUUUCAUGAAUUCUUCUGGGAAACGUAAAAGGGAUGACUAUGCUUCUCACAUAAAUUCUGGAGGCUAUAUUCCGCAACAAGAUGGAAGUGGAGAUGUGACGAUAGAGUUUUCUCUAACACAGGAUGUGGUAAGCCAAGUUCAGACAUCAUCAAUUGUUCAAGACCAAGGAACUGCAGAUUCCAAGUUUCUUUCCAAUAAAGAAGCAGAACCAGCUCUAAUGCUUCCUCAGCAUGAUGGGAUACAUGAUGAAUAUGAUGAUUUAUUUCAUUUCCAAGGAGUUGCUAAUGAAGAUUAUAAUACUCCUGGAGACCAUGUUGAAAUGCGAGCUGCUACCCCUUCUGUUGGCACACCAAAGCCUAGCAAAAAUGAUGCAGGAGAAGAUGACGAGCCUCCGCUUAACGAAGACGAUGAUGAUGAGUUGGAUGACCUUGACCAAGAAGAGGAAGAGACAAAUACUCAACAUUUGGUUCUUGCGCUGUUUGACAAGGUGUCUCGGACCAAAAGCAGAUGGAAGUGUACCCUCAAGGAUGGAAUAAUGCAUCUCAAUAACAGGGAUAUUCUUUUUAAUAAGGCCACUGGAGAGUUUGAGUUUUGAUUGUGAUAACAAGGAGCUGUUGGAUGAUCAUGGAAGCAUGGGCUUCGCCGAGCUGUUGUUAACCCCUGGCUGCUGCUGCUGUGCGUUUCUGCAAACUUGGCUCUCCCCCCACCCCCCUUUUUUUUCUCUGUUCUUUUUUACCUGGGAGACGAUGUUAAAUAAAAAUCCAACCACGGGAUCACUUGCUGUUUCUUUUAUUUCUUGAAGAUGCUAAAACUAGAUGAACCCUGUAAAUCUCUUUUUUCUUGGUUGCCUCAGACCAUUAAAGACUCGUCAGAUGUUAGAUUUCAGCAUUCA
Musa acuminata subsp. malaccensis (wild Malaysian banana) is the source of this 1671-nucleotide messenger RNA. RefSeq lists its product as uncharacterized. Gene Ontology annotation, cellular component: transcription factor TFIIA complex. NCBI's taxonomy places the organism in Eukaryota, Viridiplantae, Streptophyta, Magnoliopsida, Zingiberales, Musaceae. Gene Ontology annotation, biological process: transcription initiation at RNA polymerase II promoter; transcription by RNA polymerase II. The record is from RefSeq and is a predicted model, not a curated record.